UCCAUGAUGACUUCCGGUUUGCUAGUCCUGUUCAGCCAUUAUCUGUUUUUUCGUUUCUGAAUUGUUCUGAAACAACUUUUUAAGAAGUAAUUUAUCAUGGUAUUAAAUCACUUAUCAAAGAUAUUUUUAUUAAAACCAAGUGCUUCAAUUUCUUUUAUACAUCAUUUUGCUAAUGUUUCCGAAACUUAUUUAGAAAAUGCAGUCGGAAAGCAUAUCAAAGUACAGGGUUGGAUACGCGCUGUUCGUAAGAUGAAAGAUAUUGUAUUCUUAGACCUAAAUGAUGGUUCGACUGGAAGAUUUUUACAAAUUGCAGUAGAUAAAUCCAAGCAUAAAACAUCAGAUUUGACUUAUGGUAGUAGUAUUACUGUUAAAGGUGAGUUAUCAGUUUCUCCUAAUGGUAAAAUGGAAUUACGCGCAGAUGACAUUAAUAUCAUUGGCAAGUGCGUGGUAACUGAUGGAUAUCCAUUUUCUCCAAGAAAAGUGUAUUCUAGUGAAUAUGUGCGGGAAUUUUUACAUUUUCGACCACAAACAAGAACUUUUGCUAGUACAUUAAGAUUACGUGAUAUCGCUACUUCGGUUGUCAGCGAUCACCUUAGAAACAAAGGAUACAUCAACAUUCACACUCCAAUUAUAACUUCAAACGACUGUGAAGGAGCAGGAGAAAUAUUCGUUAUAAAGCCCGAUUCUCAAGACAUUUUAGAUUCUAUGAAAAGAGAAGGAGUUAAUGAAGAUUGCAGUUAUUUUAAUACUAAAGCUUUUCUUACUGUUUCUGGUCAAUUUCACCUGGAAGCUGCUGCGAGGGCACUUACCAAGGUUUUUACUUUCGGUCCUUCAUUCAGGGCUGAAAAUUCAAAGUCUCGAUUACACUUGUCUGAGUUUUAUAUGCUAGAAACAGAAACUGCAUUUAUUACAUCGCUAAAAGAUAUGGCUGAGGAAAUAGAACUUUUAGUAAAAAAUAUUACCAAAGCUCUCAUUGAGAAAGGCGCAGAUGAUGUACGCCAAUUGGGAGCUCCUGAACCUAUUUGGUUGGAUAGAAAAUUCAAUUACAUUACUUAUGACGAAGCAGUUACUAUUCUGGAGAAUCAUGGGAACCGCCUCACAUUUCCUCUGAAAUAUGGAGAUCCUUUAUCCAAAGAGCAUGAAUUAUUUUUAGUAGAUCACAGCAAUGGACCAAUUUUCGUUGUCAACUGGCCGAAGCAAGGCAAACCUUUCUACAUGCGUGAAUGCGAUGAUGAUUCUUCAAAGGUGGAAGCGUUGGAUCUUCUUGUGCCGAACGUUGGAGAACUAGUUGGAGGCAGUUUACGUGAAGAUAAUUAUGAAAAAUUACAGUUAAAAAUGCCACCAAAUCCAAAUCUUGCUUGGUAUUUAGAACUUCGCAAGUUUGGUAACGUGCCAACUGGAGGAUUUGGAAUGGGUUUUGAGAGAUAUUUACAAUUUGUUCUUGGCAUUGCUAACAUUAAAGACACCAUUCCUUUUCCUCGAUGGCCACAUAACUGCAAUUUGUGAAUAAAGUUUUUAGGGCUGC
Molecule: messenger RNA, 1525 nt
Organism: Leptopilina boulardi
Lineage: Eukaryota; Metazoa; Arthropoda; Insecta; Hymenoptera; Figitidae
Gene: AsnRS-m
Product: probable asparagine--tRNA ligase, mitochondrial
Exons: 4
Coding region: 97-1506 (469 amino acids)
Biological process (GO): asparaginyl-tRNA aminoacylation
Cellular component (GO): mitochondrion
Molecular function (GO): asparagine-tRNA ligase activity; ATP binding; nucleic acid binding
Source: RefSeq, a predicted model, not a curated record